AUGCAUUUAACGACGAAUAACUCUUCAAACAACACCUCGUCCUCGACGAACAACACGAGUGGCGGGAGUGCAACGACAAACUCGAAUAACAACAACAAUUCCAGUUCCAAUGCCAAUAAUUCUUCAAACAACAGUAACAACACAAAUUCGACGGAAAAUGCCGCGCCACCAACGCCGCAGCAACUUUUGCAAGAAGCUUAUCAGAAAAUGACUUCGGACAUUUUGGCGGAACGAACGUUGGGAGAUUUUCUUACGGAGCAUCCGGGAGAGCUGAUUCGCACUGGCAGUCCAUUGUUUGUUUGUACAGUUUUGCCGCCGCAUUGGCGCUCCAAUAAGACGCUUCCAGUCGCUUUUAAAGUAGUUGCUCUCGGAGACAUUCCCGAUGGCACGAUGGUGAGCGUGAGAGCGGGAAAUGAUGAGAAUUAUUGCGCGGAACUGAGAAAUUGCACGGCUGUCAUGAAGAAUCAAGUGGCGAAAUUUAAUGAUUUGCGGUUCGUUGGAAGGAGUGGAAGGGGAAAAAGCUUUACGUUAACGAUCACAAUUUCGACAAAUCCACCGAUGGUAGCGACAUACAACAAGGCAAUUAAAGUGACAGUGGAUGGCCCAAGAGAACCGAGAUCCAAGACAAGGCAACAACAACAAUUCCAUUUUGCAUUUGGACAGCGCCCGUUUCACUUCUCUGCCGAUCCACUAUCUGGCUUUCGGAUGCCUCCCCUAGAUAUGUCGCAAUUUGGCUUGAGUGGCGCUAACUCACAUUGGAGCUACAGUUCAGCCGGUCCAUAUUCCCCAUAUUUGACUGGAAGUGGCUUGUCAUCGUGCACAACGCCCACAGCAGCUCAAUUUAACAACCCAGCACUCGGUUUUACGUGCUCAUCGACGGAACAAGGAAACGGUCAGGACUUUAGUGGAUCAUCGCGCGAUUGUGUACCAAUGCUCCCAGAUUCCACGGGCACAGAUUUGGAUCAGCAUUUGAGUAAUUUAGUGGGCACGACACCCCCUUCGUCGCAGAUGAACCAUCAAAACUUGCUGAAUAACGGCCAGAAUAGCACCCAGAACUCCAUCUCAACCACAAAUGGCGCCUCCAAUGGUCUCCUAACACCGCGUUCCAACAACCAAUACUCCAACACGUCAGACUACGUCGGCUUACAAACCAGCCAAAAUGGUCCCCGUAGCUUAAGUGACUCCUCGCAAGCCGAAUCUCCGGUGCAAGAUGACUUAUUGAGCUCCAAUACUCCCAGCAUCGGUCAACAAUUCUCACAAAACCAAAAUUCCUACGGUUCUCCGACCUCCGCCGGAUGCAAUGGCUCCAUUUAUCCCGUUUUACCGGCUUCCCUGCUCUACUCGCAACUCUAUACGGCCGCCAAUCAAUCGCAUGGCUUCCAUUCGCACGCCCUUCAGUCACAUUCGACGCAAAAUUCGAUGCACGGCGAACUGCAAUCCGUCAUGGAUCAUCUUGCGACAACGGGAACACGGCAAAAUCAUCAUCUGAUGGGGGCACAUACGGACAUCACGAUUAUCGGGAAUUGCGGAGCUGCGGCAAGAGGCGGCGAAGAAUCGCGACAAGUGAGUUUAGCGCAGCGCGGAGGUCACCAAGGGCAGGGCGAGAACGGGAACAGCGUGUGGCGGCCCUACUAG
Molecule: messenger RNA, 1635 nt
Organism: Culicoides brevitarsis
Lineage: Eukaryota; Metazoa; Arthropoda; Insecta; Diptera; Ceratopogonidae
Gene: RunxA
Product: runt-related transcription factor 3
Exons: 5
Coding region: 1-1635 (544 amino acids)
Biological process (GO): regulation of DNA-templated transcription
Cellular component (GO): nucleus
Molecular function (GO): DNA-binding transcription factor activity, RNA polymerase II-specific; ATP binding; RNA polymerase II cis-regulatory region sequence-specific DNA binding
Source: RefSeq, a predicted model, not a curated record